This is a messenger RNA of Centropristis striata (black sea bass), 2110 nucleotides long. It is a transcript of the gene pcolceb, whose product is annotated as procollagen C-endopeptidase enhancer b. The coding region runs from base 1 to 1716 and encodes 571 amino acids. Gene Ontology annotation, molecular function: protein binding. The record is from RefSeq and is a predicted model, not a curated record. Lineage: Eukaryota; Metazoa; Chordata; Actinopteri; Perciformes; Serranidae. The transcript is spliced from 9 exons.
AUGGAGGACAGGGUGUGGACUGUGUGCCUUCUUGUCAUUCUGUCGCUGGGAUGGGCCGAGGCUCAGACUCAGAACUUCACCAGGCCCAUCUUCCACUGUGGAGGCCACCUGGUCACAGACUCAGGCAUCGUGGCCAGCGAGGGAUUCCCCAGUCCCUACAAACCCAACAGUAAAUGCACCUGGUACAUCACUGUCCCAGAGGGUCACGUGGUCAUGCUGUCUUUCCGCCUCUUCGACAUGGAGGCCGACCCCACCUGUCGCUACGACUACCUGGACGUCUACAACGGUCACACCCGCCUGGUGCAGAAGCUGGGUCGUUUCUGUGGGACGUUCCGGCCCGGCGCCCUCAUCGCCACCACCAACACCAUGAUGUUAGAGAUGGUGUCGGACGACGCCACGGGAGGACGAGGCUUUCUCGCUUCUUUCAGCGCAGGGAAGCCUCAUGUGGAAGAAAACCAAUUCUGUGGAGGACGUCUGACCAAGUCGCAGGGCUCUGUGAAGACGCCCAACUGGCCCAACACUAAUUACCCAGCAGGCAUCAGCUGCUCCUGGCACAUCUCUGUAGAACCAAACAAUGUGAUCGAAGUGAAGUUCGUGAAGCUGGACUUGGAGCCUGACACGUACUGUCGUUACGACUAUGUGGCAUUGUUUAACGGAGGAGAGAGGGAUAACUCGCGGCGGAUUGGGAAAUUCUGCGGGGACAGGUCACCAGGAACAAUAGUCACAAAUGGGAACGAGCUCCUUGUCCAGUUCGUCUCCGACCUCAGCAUCACCUCCGAUGGCUUCAUGGCCCACUACUCCAGUGUGCCCCGUGGGUCUCGGACGCCCACUGCGGGGGGAGACUUCAUCUAUGGACCUCAGACCACCUCGACACCUCAAAGAACAGUCGUAAGGCCGAGCAAACCCACCAAACCACCACCAAAACCUAGACCUGGAGUCCAGCCCAAACCCACUCCAAAACCAGCCAAGAAACCACUGGUGAAGAUACCACUGAAGCCUCCACCGCGCAAACCUGUGGUCAAACCCACACCUAAACCAAAACCAGAAAAACCCACACCUAAACCACCUGUGAAAAAGCCCACACCUAAACCUAAAACUAAACCUACACCCAAGCCUAAGAUCAUUAAGCCAACGCUCAAACCAAGCAAGGCUAAGCCCACACGUAAGCCUGCAGUGAAGACCAAACCCACCUUAAAACCUCGUGUCAAACCAGUCAAGCCAACCUCUAAGAGCGGAAUUAAACCUACAGCCAAACCCAAGACUUUGCCCAAAGUGACACCCAAACCUGGAGUUAGCAAGACAGUAACGAAGAAGCCUUCUGUGAGCAAGAAACCUUUACCACUGAACCCACUGUGUACUCAAGCCUGCAAGAGGACAGGAACUCUCCAGUCCAGCUUCUGCCCUCAGGACUUCGUGAUUACGGGCAAGGUUACAUCUAUAACCAAUGGCCCGAGGGGCUCAGCGACGGUGGAGGUGUUCCUCAUCAAGGCCUAUAAGGCCGGAAGCCUGAACAUCAUCAAGUCAGGGCCCAUCAUGUCGGUCACGCUGACCUCCACCUGCAAGAGAUGCCCGGGAUUAAUCAAAGGCCGUAACUACGUGUUGAUGGGUAAAGUCGACGCACAGGGCGGCGGCCUUCUCAGCCCCUCCAGCUUCAGUCUGCUCUAUAAACCCAUCCACGCCAAAGCACUGGCCAACCUGGCGCGCAAAGCAUGCUGACAUCACAGCCCCGCCCACCAAUCAGAUGAAGAGCCCUGACCUUCUGUCUGGAAACAUGCAACUUGAUAUAAAGAGUGAAAAUAUUAUGAGUAAUAUCCAACCGUAAUUUUUUUUUUUUUUUUUUUUUUUUUACACAAUGCAAUACUGUCAUUAAAAGUUAUUUUAACAUACAACAUUAAGUAUUAUAUUUGUAUUUUGUAUGUAAAUUAUAAUAUUUUGUGAUAAUAGAUACACGUGAUUCUGGUGCUUGGGGUUAUUUUAAUAUCUCCAUUCCAGUUUUUCAUGACAUUUGACAUGAUUAACUUUUAAAAUGUAUAUUAGACACACACACACAUGAAUACACAGAUGAAUAUUUUUUAUGUUUUUUGUCAUUAAACUCAACAACCACCAACCA